GGACCGGGGCGCGGGCGCGUGGAAACCGCGGCGGCGUGGAGCAUGCGCAGUGGCGGUCGGGCACCGCCCCGGGCGGGGGCGUCCGCGCAAGGUCACGUGGUUGCUGUCAAAUCCUGAGCGCGGGCGCCCAGCGCCUCGCGGCGGAGUGCCGUUACCCGUGACACAGCGGCGCCGGUCUCGCUUGUGAUUGGUUAGAAGCCCUGAAGACUUUUCGCUGCUAUUGGCUGGCGGCCGGCUUGGGGCGGUACCGGUCGCGAGAGCGGCGGGUAGGAAGAGAAGGUUGGCGGAGAGGGCGUGGCCCGAGUGGCGGUUGUGGGCGGGGCGUGUGGUGAUGCGGUCGCCCGCGGCAGCCAAUGAGCGCGUCCGGGAGGCGAGUUUGAAUCCGCGGAGCGAGCGGUGGAUGCAGAGCGGAGCGGUAGCCAUGAGGAAGAGUGAGGUGCUGGCGGCCGAGGCCGUGUCGUGCCUGAACCGAGCCAUGGCGGCGCUGCGGGACAUCUGGGAGGAGAUCGGCAUCCCCGAGGAGCAGCGCCUGGAGCGCACCGAGGUCGUCAAGAAGCACAUCAAGAGUCUUCUGGACAUGAUGGUUGCAGAGGAGGAGAGCCUGAAGGAGCGCCUCUUGAAGAGCAUUGCCCUGUGUCGGAAGGAGCUUGACACCCUCUGCAGGGAGCUCCAGCUGGACCCCUUUGAGGCAGAGGAAGAAAGUACUAUUCUGCAGAUGGAGAAGAAUUUGCGCACCCGCGUGGAAGUGAUGUUAAAGCAGAAAAGGGACAGGAAGCAGGAGCUCAAAACCCUGCAAGAACAAGAUCGAGACUUGUGUGACAUCCUCUGCACAACCCCGUUCUGCAUUGACAGCACUGCCGUGCCCAGCCUGGAGGACCUGGAUCGUUACAGGCGCCACUUGGCCUCCCUGACCGCUGAGAAGGAGCAAAGGCGAGAAGAGUUUGUCAGCAGCAAGCGGCAAAUCAUCCUCCUCAUGGAGGAGCUGGACCACACUCCAGACACAAGCUUUGAGCGGGAUGUGGUGUGCGAGGACGAGGAAGCCUUCUGUUUGUCCAUGGACAACAUUGCUGCCCUCCAGAAUCUGCUGCAGCAGCUGGAAGCCCGGCGAUCCCUGAAUGAAGCUGUGUGCACAGAACUGCGCUCCAAAAUCGUUGCGCUUUGGGAAAGGCUGCAGAUUCCUGUGGAGGAGAGAGAGUCUUCUGCAGUGCACAUGACUGGGUCCAGAGCCAAAACCAGGAAAGCUCUGCAGUUGGAAGUGGACCGUCUGGAGGAGCUGAAGCUGCAGAACAUGAAAUCUGUGAUUCAGGCAAUCCGGGCAGAGCUGGCUGACUACUGGGACAAAUGCUUCUACAGUCAGGAGCAAAGGGAAGGCUUCAGCCCCUAUUACGAUGAGGACUAUACAGAGACCCUGCUUGAGCUCCAUGACGCUGAGGUGGGGAAGAUGAAGAGCUACUAUGAAACACACAAAGAUCUGUUUGAGGCUGUCCAGAAGUGGGAGGAGAACUGGAAGCUGUUUCUGGAGCUGGAGAGGAAAGCAACUGACCCCAGUCGCUUUGCCAACCGUGGGGGGAAUCUGCUGAAAGAAGAGAAGCAGCGUGCAAAGCUGCAGAAGACACUUUCAAAGCUGCAGGAGGAGCUGGAGAGCAGGGUCCAGGCCUGGAAGCAGGAGCACGAGGGGGCCUUCCUGGUGAAGGGGCAGCAGUUCAUGGAGUACGUGAUGGAGCAGUGGCAGCUAUACCGCCUGGAGAAAGAGAAGGAGAAGCAGGAGCGGCACCUGAAGAAAAGCCGCCAGAUUGAGGCAGAGAUGAUGUAUGGAAGCACCCCACGGACACCCAUCAAGCGCCGGGUGCUUGGCCCCCACACGCCUGGCAAAGUAAGGAAGCUCAAUGGCACUUCCAUCUCCAGCGCCACACCCAACAGCACCGUUCGUUCAGCUUUUGGGGGAACCAUCUACCACUCACCAACGUCUCGGUUGCCACCUGCUGGAGGGAAGUUUGGCCAGGCUCGGACCCCCAUCCGUGCAGUUGCAAAGCCCCCCCGUCCUGGAUACAGGGAACGGAACAAGGAGAAUGUGUCCCAGCUGAAUGGAACCACCCUGAGCGGUGGGUGCACCCCCACAGCCCCUGCCCAGCGUAACCACAGCGUUAAUUCUGUUGCCAGCACCUAUUCUGAGUUUGCGCGCGAACUUUCAAAGGCUUCCAGGUCUGACAGUACUUCCCGCAUCCUGAACUCCACCACCACCAAUGCCUUCUGCUGAGCUGCUGCCUGCCAGGCUCCAGCUGCUCGUAGUCGUAGUGAGUCACCGCUCGGGCAGAGUGUUAUACAGCUCUCCCUGUGCCCAAAGCGUCCCAUGCUCUAGGUUUAAAUUUUACCUGGGUCCCGGGCGUUACUCCGGCCAGCCUGGCUCUCUGUGGGGCAGGGGGGG
Aquila chrysaetos chrysaetos is the source of this 2425-nucleotide messenger RNA. RefSeq names its product protein regulator of cytokinesis 1 (gene PRC1). The transcript is spliced from 14 exons. Gene Ontology annotation, cellular component: cytoplasm; spindle; mitotic spindle midzone. The record is from RefSeq and is a predicted model, not a curated record. NCBI's taxonomy places the organism in Eukaryota, Metazoa, Chordata, Aves, Accipitriformes, Accipitridae. Gene Ontology annotation, biological process: microtubule cytoskeleton organization; mitotic spindle midzone assembly. Gene Ontology annotation, molecular function: microtubule binding. Bases 332 to 2257 code for a protein of 641 amino acids.